This is a messenger RNA of Penicillium daleae, 2397 nucleotides long. Its product is annotated as OPT family oligopeptide transporter. The record is from RefSeq and is a predicted model, not a curated record. Bases 1 to 2397 code for a protein of 798 amino acids. Gene Ontology annotation, molecular function: oligopeptide transmembrane transporter activity. Lineage: Eukaryota; Fungi; Ascomycota; Eurotiomycetes; Eurotiales; Aspergillaceae. Gene Ontology annotation, biological process: transmembrane transport. The transcript has a single exon.
AUGGCGUUCCUGGGUGUGUUCAAGAGAAGGCGCCAGGCCGGACAGGAGGAGGAACCCACGGUGACGGUCGCCGAAGAUCACCUCGAAAUGCCUGCCCCAUCAAAGGAUAAGCUGGACGGCACCGUUGUAGAUGAGGAGACGAUCAAGGCGCAGGGCGAGACUGCGGCCAUCGAGCAAGAGAGUCACGAUAACCCCGAAAUCGCCGCACUGCCUUUGCAAGUACGCCAACUGAUCAACUUGACGGAUGACCCAACGUUACCGACUAUCACCUUCCGCUACUUUGUCCUGGCGGCUCUGUUUGUCAUUCCCGGUGCCUUUUUGUCUCAGAUGAGCUACUUUCGAACCACCAAGGCUCCAUACUCCGUCUUCUUUGUCCAGAUCGCCUGUCACUAUGCCGGUCAUUUCUUGGCUAAAACCCUGCCCGCCUGGAAUAUUCGUGUACCUGGAACUACCUGGGGAUUCAGCUUGAACCCUGGACCCUGGAGCAUCAAGGAACAUGUGCUGGUCACCGUGACGGCGGCGUCUGGAGCGACCUACAACCUAGGAUAUGCUCCAAUCGUACUCGCGGAGCUUUGGUAUGGAGAGCGAAUCCACCCUGCCGUGGCUAUCUUCUUCAUGCUUGCGAUUGUGUGGAUUGGAUACGCAUUUGCUGCCCUGGCGCGAAAUAUUCUCCUACCCGAUCCCGAGUACAUCUGGCCCCAGGCCUUGAUGCAGACCACACUCUUUGAAACAUUCCGGAAGACAGACGCCUCCUCCCGUCUCGCACGGCGCCAAAUGAAGGUCUUUUUCUUCGCUUUGUUGGGAAUGACGCUGUGGCAGUUCCUUCCAGAGUAUGUCUUCCCAUUUACCUCGUCGCUGGCCUUCCUGUGCUGGGUUGCGCCGCGGAACCCGGUGGCCAACUUUAUUGGGUCUGGACUGGGAGGCAUGGGAUUCCUCAAUCUCUCCUUGGAUUGGUCAAAUAUCAACUGGAACGGAUCUUCCAUCAUGCUGACCCCGUGGUGGACCCAGGUUCUCCUGUUCCUGGCUUUUGCUUUCAACUGUUGGGUCCUCAUUCCUGCGGCGAAAUGGGGAAAUCUCGGCGCUUUCAAGCAUGGAAUUAUGUCCAAUAGCUUGAUGUUGGCUAAUGGUACCAGUUAUCCGACGUUAGAGGUGCUUACCCCCGAUUAUCACCUCAAUCAGACCGCGUACGAGCAUUACGGGCCCAUGUACAUGGGGCUGCAGAAUGUGUGGGCGACUUUCUUCGACUAUGCCAAGCUUCCAGCUGCGAUUACUUGGAUCGCAACAUUUGGCUUCUCGCAAGUCAGCGGCAACCUGAAGAAGAUCUGGGAAACUCGCAAGGCGGCUAAGGCUGCCAAGGCUGCUGGGAACCAGAGCGAGGGCCAGGGGAUUCACUACGCAUAUCACGAUCGCCUGAAUGUUAUUCAGAGACAAUACAAGGAGAUUCCACUGUGGUGGUACGUUGUGCUGUUCCUGGCCGGAUUCAUCAUCCUGAUCACUUGCAUUGCCUGCGGGUAUCUCUUCAUUCCUAUUUGGACCUUGUUCGUGGCUCUUUCUAGUGCGGCCAUCUUCGUCAUCCCCUUCGCAUGGCUCUAUGCGAUCUCCAACUACCAGCUAGAGACUGGCUCGUUCAACGAGCUGAUGUACGGAUACAUGGUGCACACCAAGGCGGGCUCCGGCCACCAACAUCCAUGUGGGCCUUCCACAUACGGAGCCAUCGCCGGAGAUGCCUGGUAUCGAGCGCAAUAUAUGCUGCAAGACCAGAAGAUCGGACAUUAUAUGCAUAUCCCGCCGCGAGAAAUAUUUUUCUCCCAGAUCUUUGGUGUCUGCAUGGGUGUUCCUAUCAACUAUGCCGUUAUCCGAUGGAUCAUGAAUACCAAGGGUGACUACAUCACCGGCAAGAAGACCGAUCCUCUCAACCAGUGGACCGGCCAGAGUCUUCGGAAUUCAAACACGUUGGGUAUUCAGUACGCUAUUCUAGGACCCAAGCGCCUGUUCGCUGAAGCCGAGAUGGCGCCCCUGCCUUGGUCGUUCCUCGUGGGCGCAGUCAUCCCGCCCAUCCUCUACGUCUUCCACCGAUUCUUCCCGCGCCUGCGGAUUGACCUCUGGAAUAUCAGUAUUUUCUUCGGAGGCCUGGCGAUGUUCUAUGGAAAUGUCAGCACUGGCUAUACCUCGGCGAUCAUCGGCGGAUACAUUGUGAUGUACUGGGCGUACCGCAAGCACUUUGAGGUGUGGAAACGCUAUAACUAUCUGCUUGCAGCGGCUUUCGAUGCUGGAUUCAACUUGAACAUGCUGCUCAUCUUUUUCUUUUUCGGCGCUGGCAAGCAAAUUUCGAUGCCGAACUGGUGGGGGAAUAAUAGCGAGUCGGUUGAGCGGUGCUUUGCUCUGGAGAGCUGGUGA